Molecule: messenger RNA, 1701 nt
Organism: Penicillium argentinense
Lineage: Eukaryota; Fungi; Ascomycota; Eurotiomycetes; Eurotiales; Aspergillaceae
Product: threonine dehydratase, biosynthetic
Exons: 2
Coding region: 1-1701 (566 amino acids)
Biological process (GO): L-threonine catabolic process
Molecular function (GO): pyridoxal phosphate binding; threonine deaminase activity
Source: RefSeq, a predicted model, not a curated record
AUGUCCGACGAGCCCGCCACCAACGGCGUUGUGACGCCCACCACGCCCAAGAGGAGCAGUCUCGCCUUGACCGAAUACAGCGCCGCCCCGACACCCCCCAACGAACGGGCAGAGCGAAUCCCCGGCUUGCCUCCCAACUGGGGCAUCCCGAAUGAUUUCCUGCUUCCUAAUGGAUAUCCCGAUUAUCUCCGAUUGAUCUUGACUUCCCGCGUUUACGAUGUUAUUGAAGAGACCCCGCUGCACCAUGCCGUCAACCUCAGCAACCGUCUGGAGAGCCGAGUGAUGCUCAAGCGGGAGGAUCUGCUUCCCGUUUUCAGCUUCAAGCUUCGGGGCGCAUACAACAAGAUGGCCCAUUUGAACCAUGAGCAGCGCUGGAAGGGUGUCAUUGCCUGCUCGGCCGGUAACCAUGCGCAAGGUGUUGCGUUCUCGGCUCGCAAGCUUAAGAUCCCCGCGACCAUUGUGAUGCCCUCGGGUACCCCCGCUAUCAAGCAUCUCAACGUUGCCCGCCUCGGUGGUAGUGUGGUUCUCCACGGAAACGACUUCGAUGCCGCCAAGGAGGAAGCCCACCGAUUGGAGAAGCAACACGGCCUUACCAACAUCCCGCCCUUCGACGAUCCCUAUGUCAUUGCCGGUCAAGGGACCAUCGGUAUGGAGCUGCUGCGUCAGGCAAACCUGGACAAGCUGGAAGCCGUCUUCUGCGGCGUUGGCGGCGGUGGUCUGAUUGCUGGUAUUGGCGUUUACCUCAAGCGCAUUGCCCCGCAGGUCAAGAUCAUUGGUGUUGAGGCCUACGAUGCCGACGCCAUGACCCAGUCUCUGGACGAGGGCAAGCGUGUGUUCUUGAAGGAGGUCGGUCUGUUUGCUGACGGUGCUGCCGUGAAGUCGACUGGCGAGGAGACCUACCGCGUCAGCCGGGAGGUUAUUGAUGGCAUGAUCCAGGUCUCCACCGAUGAGAUCUGCGCUGCUAUCAAGGAUGUGUUCGAGGACACUCGGUCCGUUGUUGAGCCUGCCGGUGCUCUUUCGCUGGCCGGUCUGAAGAAGUACAUUGCUCAGAACCCUAGCCCCGACACCAACCGCGAGCUGAUCGCCAUCAACUCCGGUGCCAACAUGGAUUUCGACCGUCUGCGCUUCGUCGCUGAGCGUGCCGCCCUCGGUGAGCGCAAGGAGGCUCUCCUCAGCGUCAAGAUCCCCGAGAAGCCCGGCGCCUUCGCCAAGCUGGUCGAAGUCAUCCUGCCCCACGCCGUCACUGCUUUCAGCUACCGGUUCGCUCGCGCGGACUCCGCCGAUGUCCUUAUGGGUAUUUCCCUGUCCGCCCUGACCGGCCGUGAGGACCUGGCUAAGAUCAUGGAGGAGCUCGAAAAGGCCAACAUGACCGUCCGCGACCUGAGCGACGACGAGCUGGCCAAGCGCCACGUCCGCUUCCUCGUCGGUGGGCGCGCCGAUGUAGCCGACGAGCGCCUGUUCAUGUUCGAGUUCCCCGAGCGACCCGGCGCUCUUGCCAAGUUCCUUACCACCCUCCGCCCCAACCAGAACAUCUCUCUCUUCCACUACCGCAACUAUGGCGGUGACGUUGGCAAGGUCCUUGCUGGUAUCCAAUGCCCACUGGCCGAGAAGGAUGAUUUGGAGGCAUUCCUUCGUGACCUGGGCUAUCCGUUCAGCGAGCACACCGAUUCCCCCACCUACCAGACUUUCCUCCGGAGUUAA